This is a messenger RNA of Fusarium oxysporum Fo47, 1008 nucleotides long. RefSeq names its product bZIP transcription factor. The transcript has 2 exons. NCBI's taxonomy places the organism in Eukaryota, Fungi, Ascomycota, Sordariomycetes, Hypocreales, Nectriaceae. Gene Ontology annotation, biological process: regulation of DNA-templated transcription. The coding region runs from base 1 to 1008 and encodes 335 amino acids. The record is from RefSeq and is a predicted model, not a curated record. Gene Ontology annotation, molecular function: DNA-binding transcription factor activity.
AUGCGCGAUACAGUGAAAGACGGUUCGGCCAAUAGGGAUGACGCAGUCUCUCGAAAGCGGACGAGUAGCAAGGAUGAUGGCGCUCCACCAGCGAAGCGUCGCGUUCUAACUACGGCGCGGAGAGAGCAGAAUCGCCAGGCGCAGAAAGCAUAUAGAGAGCGACAAAAACAAGAGAGGAUACGACUGAAGCAAGAGAAGGCUCAAGCGCAAGCUAGUUGCGGACAGCGCCUGAGACCUCUUCUAAAACGAGAAGAACUCCCAUCGAGAGACUCUUCCGGGCAGCAGAGGUCAAUGAGGGAGAUAAAUUUAUGCGAUGAGGGCUUUCUGGAGACUGUCGACACUUCUGUCAGCACGCCAUCAUCUCAGAACAACUCUGUCAAAAAGCUUGAGCCGAACUUUCCAGACCUUUACAUGAACAUGCUUCAAUUCUCACCAGCAGCCAUCUUCACAUCAUGCCUCACCAAUGCAGUCUCACUCGGUCUAGACCCUUCCGUCAUCGCAAACUGCGGCGUAGAACACAUCUCACCAUUCUAUCAACCCAACCUCUCAAUUACCCUUGAUCACGCAACCCUCAUACAAGCAGGCUCAAAUAUCCUCUCAACAUUUAACAACACCAGUAUCCCCGUUCACCUCCGCCCAACAAUGGCGCAAAUCCUCAUCCCGCACCACACAAGCCUUGAUCUAAUCCCUCUUCCCUUUCUCCGCGAGCGAGCAAUCAUGCUAUCAGCAGCAAUGCCCCAUGUCUUUAACAACUGGGAACUUAAGCUAGAUAUAUACGAGCGAGGAGGUUUGACGAUAUGGCGACUGAAGCAUGAGAAGGGUGAGAGUGUGAGGGAUACCUAUCCGCCCUGGGAUAUGAAAAGCUGGGAAGCUUCACCGUGGUUCUUGAAGAAGUGGUGUAUGCUUAUGGGGAGGGAGUAUGAUAAAAUGCAUAAUCAGAGCAUUGGAUGGCAGGUUGUCAGGGACAUGAUAAGUUCGAGGGAUAUACAGCGAUUGACAACUAGUUAA